Messenger RNA from Acanthosepion pharaonis, 783 nucleotides. Lineage: Eukaryota; Metazoa; Mollusca; Cephalopoda; Sepiida; Sepiidae. The record is from the annotation of a GenBank genome assembly.
AUGUUUUGUUUUUGUUUUUUUCGUUAUUUUUACAUCUAUCUCUUUAUUUAUCCACCUCCUUCCUCCCUUUCUCUUUCCUUCUCUUUCUCUAUCUUUCCCUUUCUCUUUCGUUUUAUCACUUUGACCAUUCACCCAUCUCUUUCUCUUUCUUUUUUUCUUUCUUUUCCUUUCCUUCUCGCUUUUUCUUUAUCCAUAUAUCUUUUUUUCUCUCUUUUAAUCUGUCACUCGAAAUACGUCACUUUCUCUUUCUUUCUCUCUAUCCUUCUCUCUAUCAUUCUUUUUGUCUCUUUGUCCACCCUCUCUCGCUUUUUAUCUAUCUAUCUAUCUAUCUAUCUAUCUAUCUAUCUAUCUAUCUAUCUAUCGCUAUCUGUUCGUAUUUAUUUAUCCACCAAUCUAUCUAUCUAUCGCUGUCUGUUCGUAUUUAUUUAUCCACCAAUCUAUCUAUAUAUCUCAUUCCCUCCCUCCCCCUCCCUCCCUAUCUAUCUAUCUAUCUAUCUAUCUAUCUAUCUAUCUAUCUAUCUAUCUAUCUAUCUAUCUAUCUAUGUAUUUCUCCUGUUUAAUUUCUUUUUGUCUACAUUUAUUUCUUAUUAUUUCUUUCCUUCCUUUUUCCUUCCUUCUUUCCUUACUUUCUUUUCCUCUGUUUCUCUUUAUCUAUUUGUAUAUAUCUAUUCAUCUUUCUCUCUCUCUCUCUCUCUCUCUCUCCAUUUGCCUCAUUUCUCUCUCUCUCUCUCUCUCUCUCUUUCUGUCUGUGUGUGUAUGUGUAUAUUUCCAUCUUUCUCUUAA